Prunus armeniaca (apricot) is the source of this 1464-nucleotide messenger RNA. The record is from the annotation of a GenBank genome assembly. Lineage: Eukaryota; Viridiplantae; Streptophyta; Magnoliopsida; Rosales; Rosaceae.
AUGCAAUUUAAAAGAGUUCCCAUAUUUCCUACAAAAUCAGAAAAUUUGGAGCGGUUGGCUCUAGCAGACAACAAAAUCAGUGGUGAAGUACCAAACUGGAUGUGGAAUUUAAGCAAGGAAACUCUAGUACUCCUGGACAUUUCUGGAAACUUAUUUUCAGGAGAACUUCCAGCUGUCAUACCCUGGGUUAACCUGCUCUCUUUGAGGCUUUCAAACAACAUUUUUCAAGGACGAUUACCGAUCCCUCCACCAUCCUUGCUAGAAUAUGGAGCCAAUAACAACAAAUUUACUGGAGAAAUUUCACCAUUGCUUUGCAAUAUGAAUUCUCUUAUGUACCUUGACUUGUCGACAAAUAACUUGAGUGGCACGCUUCCUCUGUGUCUCGGAAACUUUAGUGAGGGUCUAUUGCUUUUACUUAUUGGAAGCAACUCGUUUUAUGGAAUGAUGCCUCAACCAUUCAACAACAGAAGCAGUUUGAGGAUGAUUGAUGUUAGUCAGAACCAAUUGCAGGGGCAAUUACCGAGGUCAUUGGCGAAUUGUGUGAUGCUUGAGUAUCUGGUUCUGUCAAACAAUCAAUUCAGUGAUGUUUUUCCCAUUUGGUUGAGGACUCUUCAAGAGUUAAAACUUUUGGCAAUGCGCCAUAAUGGGUUUAAUGGUGUGAUAGGACAGUCUAGAACAAAUGUUGACUUCCCCAAGUUACGCAUUCUUGAUUUGUCUUACAACAAUUUCACAGGUGAGAUUCCAUCUUUGUUUCCAGAUAUUGCUGUAAACAUGUCAACAUACAUGCAGGCACAAGUACAGUAUGUCAUCACUGAUAUUUAUCUUACACGAAAUGUUUCUUACUCAAUCACAUUAGCAAUUAAAGGUUUGGAUUUGCACUAUUCGAAGAUUCUAGAAGGCUUUGCAGCCAUUGAUAUCUCAAGCAACAAAUUUGAAGGGAAGAUUCCAGAGUUCCUUGGGAACCUUACGGAGCUUCGCUCGCUCAAUACUUCCAACAACAUUCUCACUGGUUUCAUCCCAUCAUCCCUUGGCAAGUUAACGAAUCUUGAAUCUCUGGACCUUUCACAAAACAAGCUCUCAGGGCAGAUCCCCCAACAACUGACGCAGCUUUCAUUCCUUGAGACGUUUAGUGUGUCUCACAACAAUCUCAUUGGUCCUAUACCUCAAGGAACCCAACUUACUUCAUUCAACUGCACUUCAUAUGAGGGAAACCUAGGAUUGUGUGGAGAUCCAUUACCAAAUAAAUGUGGAAAUCAAGAGGCCCCUCAACAGCCAUUUUCAACUGAAGAAGACAGUGAUUCAGGCUCAGCUCGAACUCUUGAAUUUGAUUUGAUAUUUGGUUUGGCUGGAGUUGGAAGUGGGUUGGUAGUGGGAGUGGUUCUUGCGGAUGUCGUGGUCACAAGAAGGCAGGAGUUGUUUAUUGAGAUCGUUGGAAUGGUCAGGCUAAUGAUACGGAAAAGGUAG